Molecule: messenger RNA, 969 nt
Organism: Rangifer tarandus platyrhynchus (Svalbard reindeer)
Lineage: Eukaryota; Metazoa; Chordata; Mammalia; Artiodactyla; Cervidae
Source: the annotation of a GenBank genome assembly
AUGUCACGCAAGACCGCUGCACGACCGGCAUUACACGGAGGCCGCUACUUGUUUUCUAAAGGCGGAAUUUGGUAUGAGUGGCGCUGCGGCUUGUCUGAAAGAGCGCGCUGCUGCUGCAACACGAAAAUCCGUGCAUGCGACACCGGGGUAUCGUUUCCGAUUGGCAAAGUCUCAUUACCUCCUGCGGCGGGCACACCCGUGGACACGCGAGACGCAGCACUACACGCUUACGUGUAUCAGUUUGAGAUCCGGGCAGGCCUGCGGAAAUGUGGCGUUCGGCACAUUGCUACCAACAAGAGCAGCUCGUGCGCCUCCGGCGAGGCCUCACGCGACGCGAUUGCAGGCGGCCCAGUGACGGUCAGAGUGCUUUUGCAUCGCGAUGGGUACUUCGAGCGCAAGCUGGUUGGCGCCAGCAGCUCCGUCAGCUCCACGCGUCAAACUCACGCUGCUGGGGUCUACGAGCUUUCUAGAAGAAGAACGCGGAAGUUUGCUAGAGUCCUGGGGGCACUAGGGAAGGAACGUGACCGCCAGAUGCGCGUACGUGUCAGAGAGCCGAGCGUCACAGGUCCCAGGCUUUCAGAGAAGCGCUGUAGAACAGUGAGGUUGAUCUUCUGGUCAGGAGAAAGUAAGACAGACGGUGACGCCGGAAAAGGCAAGAAGCCAAUGAAGCCUGGCGCGCGAGAGUACAGAAAACGGCAGACAAAAGGCGACAAAGCAGCCAACAAGUUUCGUGCACGUGGGGCGAAAUGCUUCAAUGCAGCGUCAACCGUGGUGGGCUUUGAAAGCAUUAUUAGACGAAGCAAAGCGGAAUGCUCUGCGACGUCACACACCUGGCGAGGAUGGAGCCGCUCCGGCGUCUGCGCUAAAUCCUACCUGCGGCAGAACCACCGUCGCCGCGCAGCCGCGGUAGGCACGAGCGCCUGCGGUGCUAAGGCUUCAACAGGUAAGGUGCACGGAUGCACGGCAUAA